Molecule: messenger RNA, 1412 nt
Organism: Chionomys nivalis (European snow vole)
Lineage: Eukaryota; Metazoa; Chordata; Mammalia; Rodentia; Cricetidae
Gene: Ager
Product: advanced glycosylation end-product specific receptor
Exons: 11
Coding region: 57-1268 (403 amino acids)
Biological process (GO): regulation of p38MAPK cascade; regulation of inflammatory response
Cellular component (GO): plasma membrane
Molecular function (GO): signaling receptor activity
Source: RefSeq, a predicted model, not a curated record
GGCAGUGGCCACAGCAGGGAAAGGGGCAGACAGCACCAGGAGCCUGGGAAGGAAGCAUGAUGCCAGCAGGGACAGCAGCUGGAGCCUGGGUGCUGGUCCUCGCUCUGUGGGGAGCCGUAGUUGGUGGUCAGAACAUCACAGCCCGGAUUGGAGAGCCACUUGUCCUGAGCUGUAAGGGGGCCCCUAAGAAACCGCCCCAGCAGCUAGAAUGGAAACUGAACACAGGCCGGACCGAAGCGUGGAAGGUCCUGUCUCCCCAGGGAGGACCCUGGGACAGCGUGGCUCGAAUCCUCCCCAACGGUUCCCUCCUUCUUCCAGCUAUUGGAAUCGUGGAUGAGGGGACUUUCCGGUGCCGGGCAUUAAACAGGCACGGAAAGGAGGUCAAGUCCAACUACCGUGUCCGAGUCUACCAGAUUCCUGGGAAGCCAGAAAUUGUGGAUCCUGCCUCUGAACUCACAGCUGGUGUCCCUAAUAAGGUAGGGACCUGUGUGUCAGAGGGAAGCUACCCUGCAGGGACCCUCAGCUGGCACUUGGAUGGGAAACUCCUUAUCCCUGAUGGCAAAGGAACAAUCGUGAAGGAAGAGACCAGGAGACACCCCGAGACAGGGCUCUUCAUGCUGCAGUCAGAGCUGACAGUGACCCCAGCCCCAGGAGGAACCGCCCAUCGUACCUUCUCUUGCAGCUUCAGCCUGGGCCUUCCCCGACGCAGGCCCUUGAAUGCAACCCCCAUCAAGACCCAUGUCAGGGAGCUUGUGCCUCCAGAGGGGAUCCAGCUGUUGGUUGAACCGGAAGGUGGAACAGUCGCUCCCGGUGGAACUGUGACCCUGACCUGUGUCAGCUCAGCUCAGCCCCCUCCUCAGAUCCACUGGAAAAAGGAUGGUACACCCCUGCCCCUUGCUUCCAACCCUGUGCUGCUCCUCUCUGAGGCAGGGCAUGAGGAUGAGGGGAUCUACAGUUGUGUGGCCACCCAUCCCAGCCACGAGCCUCAGGAGAGCCCCCCUGUCAGCAUCAGUAUCACAGAAACAGGCCAGGAGGGGCCGGCUGCAGGCUCUGUGGGUGGGGCUGGGCUGGGGACGCUAGCCCUGGUCCUGGGGAUCCUGGGAGGCCUGGGAAUGGCCACCCUGCUCGUUGGGGUCAUCCUGUGGCGAAAACGGCAACCCAGAGAAGAGAGGAAGGUCCCAGAAAACGAGGAGGACGAGGAGGAACGCGCGGAGCUGAAUCAGUCAGAGGACACCGAAACAGCAGAGAACGCGGCAGGGGGACCUUAGGAGAGCCCAGGCAGACUGUCCACCAGCUCCUUCGCCGCCCUCGCCCUCCCUCUCCCACGUACGAGCCCCAUUCCACCUCAUACACUUUCUUCUACAACCAGAGCCCACCUGACCCAUGCUGAGUAAACACUUGACACACUUGCC